GCGAGAAGAUGUGGAUGACGCGAGAGUGUUUUUGUAACGUUUAGGAAAUAGAACCGCGCGGUGCCCUUUGCAGCUGUGAAACAGUUGCGUCCAUGGCGGGACGAUUAAAGAAACAGCUGAAAGAGGCAGUAAGGAUCAUCGGCUCAGGCAGCCUUUUGUUUGCUUCCUACCUCACGGUGGUUGGAGAUGAGCGCUUCUAUGCCAACCACCUGAUGCCUCUGCUGCAGAGGCUUGUGGGUGCAGAAACAGCACAUGUGUUGGCAGUGAAGUUAAUAGGACUGGGUCUGGUUCCUCUAAACCGCUACCAGGACCCUGCAUCACUGGAAGUAAAUGUACUUGGACUCAAGUUCAGAAACCCUGUUGGGAUUGCAGCAGGCUUUGAUAAGAACGGCGAGGCUGUUGAUGGCUUAUUCAAAUUGGGUUUUGGUUUUGUUGAAGUUGGUACCAUCACUCCGAAACCUCAGGAGGGGAAUCCUAAACCGCGUGUGUUUCGUCUCCCUGCAGAUCAGGCAAUUAUCAACAGGUACGGAUUCAACAGCUGUGGUUUGUCUGAAGUCCACACAAGGCUAAAGGCUAGGGGGGAAACGCAGCAGGAGCACAGUAACACCGGCCUGCCCCUUGGCAUCAACCUGGGGAAGAACAAGCAUUCCCAGGAUGCUGCUGCAGAUUACUCUGAAGGGGUGAGAGCUCUGGGCCCACUUGCUGACUAUCUGGUGGUCAACGUCAGCAGCCCCAAUACGCCAGGUCUGCGAGAUCUGCAGGGGAAGGCUGAACUUCGCCAGCUUUUACGCACGGUGUUGAAAGAGCGUGAUGGUCUGCAGGAAGAACGCAAACCUCCAGUCCUGGUUAAGAUCGCUCCUGACCUCUCCGCCCAGGACAAGCAGGACAUUGCAGAUGUUGUUGCUGAGUUGGCAGUGGAUGGUGUGAUGGUGUCUAACACCACUGUGUCCAGACCAGAGGCACUUCAGGACCCACACAAGUCUGAGACUGGUGGGCUAAGUGGCCAGCCCCUUAAAGACCUCUCCACUAGGACUGUCAGCGAAAUGUACAACCUAACCAAAGGCAAAGUACCCAUCAUUGGAAUUGGUGGCGUGGCCAGUGGGCAGGAUGCAAUGGAUAAGAUUCGUGCCGGUGCUUCUCUGGUGCAACUUUAUACUGCUUUGACCUAUCAGGGUCCACCUGUAGUGAAGAAGAUAAAGCGAGAACUGGAGCAGCUUCUUAAAGAUCAAGGUUUCAGCUGUGUAUCCGAGGCUGUCGGCGCAGAUCACAGGCAAAAAGAAAAGAAAUCCUAGCACACACUCCCAAGGCUCUGCAACACGUGUACCUGUCUCUUCCAUCAAAGCUAAAUAAUCAGCCUUCUGUCAUAUACUUGUAUUAACUUCUAUCAUUUGUUUUUCCAUUCUGAUUUUCAGGAUGGCAAAUGAAUGAUCUGUUUUUUUAUUUAGGUUCAAAGUUUGAAUAAAUUAAAUGAACACCUUUACAAUACA
Molecule: messenger RNA, 1487 nt
Organism: Cyprinodon tularosa
Lineage: Eukaryota; Metazoa; Chordata; Actinopteri; Cyprinodontiformes; Cyprinodontidae
Gene: dhodh
Product: dihydroorotate dehydrogenase
Exons: 9
Coding region: 93-1292 (399 amino acids)
Biological process (GO): 'de novo' pyrimidine nucleobase biosynthetic process; pyrimidine ribonucleotide biosynthetic process
Cellular component (GO): cytoplasm; mitochondrial inner membrane
Molecular function (GO): dihydroorotate dehydrogenase activity
Source: RefSeq, a predicted model, not a curated record